Poecilia latipinna (sailfin molly) is the source of this 2151-nucleotide messenger RNA. RefSeq names its product phospholipid phosphatase related 2b (gene plppr2b). Gene Ontology annotation, molecular function: phosphatidate phosphatase activity. NCBI's taxonomy places the organism in Eukaryota, Metazoa, Chordata, Actinopteri, Cyprinodontiformes, Poeciliidae. Gene Ontology annotation, biological process: signal transduction; phospholipid dephosphorylation; phospholipid metabolic process. The coding region runs from base 726 to 1817 and encodes 363 amino acids. The transcript has 10 exons. Gene Ontology annotation, cellular component: plasma membrane. The record is from RefSeq and is a predicted model, not a curated record.
GACGUCAGAGGUUCAAACUUUAAAGUCCUCCGAAGUUAGCCUAAAGCGGGGAGCCACAGCCUGAGUGGAAAAGGCAGAAAGACAGAGAUUCAGGAAAAGUAGUGGACAGCUUUGUCUGGGCCUCUGCUCCAAUUUUGCUUUGUCGGAGGUAAUUCAGAGUGGGAAAACGUCUGCCGGAGAUGUGCUUUUACGCCUGGAAAUGCAAGACGGGGAGUGUGAUGGAACGUCAGUUGAUAAUGACCAAGAGUCGAGUCGGGUCAUGAUGCAACAGAUGCAGAUGCUCUCACACACACGUUCUCCUCCUCUCCCCGUAUCCACCGGCAACUGCACUGAGCAGGCUCCCUCACUGAGUCCGUGGAUCUCGUCACUUGACUAAUUAGCCUGGAAGUGCUGUUGAAGAUCAUCACAUUUAGCUUGCCGACCCAGCAGCAGAGAGCAGACAGAUAUAGACCAGUCUGGCUGCAGGCUGAGUGCCUGGCAGUGGGCAGGCUCUCUAUCUCUCUCUAUUCACACUUAGUGCCGAAAGGCUUAUAAGUGGCGGAGCAGCGGAAGUGAGGGGCGGCUGUGCUUUGAAAGAGACGAAAAGAGGAGAAAGAGGGAGAUCGGAGCUGAGACCACAUCCAGACCACACGAUGCGACUUCGCUGCAGAAGCAAAAUCCCCUUAGACUUCUAGAGGCAGCGGCCACUGUUCAGCAGCACUGCUUCCAACACACAGAGACAGAAGAUGAUUGACAGUCAGCGACCAUCGCAGAGGAGGCCCGUGAUGAACCUUACCGCAGACAGAGGCCAGUUGAAAACCAGCACCUACAUCGUGCCCUGUUUCCUCUUCGUGGAGCUGGUGAUCAUGGCAGGGACCGUUCUGUUGGCGUAUUACUUUGAGUACACGGACACGUUCCCCGUGCACAUCCAGGGCUUCUUCUGUUUCGACAAAGCCUACUCAAAGCCAUACCCAGGACCAGAGGACUACAGCAAGGCGCCGCCGGUCCUGGUCUACUCCCUCGUCACCGCCAUCCCCACUGUGACGAUUCUGAUCGGGGAAGUGACGAGCUUCUUUGUGAAGACGGAGGGAUCUCAGGAGAAGACCAUAGUGACCGCUGACUGCUGUUACUUCAACCCUCUCCUCCGAAGGAUCGUACGCUUUCUAGGUGUCUACUCCUUUGGUCUCUUUGCCACCACCAUCUUUGCCAAUGCCGGUCAAGUGGUGACAGGAAACCAGACGCCUCACUUCCUGUCCGCCUGCAGACCAAACUAUACAGCUCUGGGCUGCCAGUCUCCUCUGCAGUACAUCACAGAGAACCGAGCCUGCACAGGAAACCCUUUCCUGGUGGUCUCCGCUCGCAAAUCCUUCCCGUCCAAAGAUGCAGCGCUCAGCUUUUAUUCAGCCAUCUACACAGUGAUGUACGUGACGUUGAUGUUUCGGACCAAAGGAACCCGUCUGAUGAAGCCCACCCUGUGCCUGGUGCUGCUGUCUCUGGCGGUGCUGGUCGGCGUGGUGAGAGUGACGGAGCACAGGAACCACUGGAACGACGUCCUGGCCGGUUUUGUCACAGGAGGGGCCAUCGCUGCAUUCCUGGUGUCCUGCGUGAUCAACAAUUUCAAACCAACUAAGCUAGCAGUGCCGACUCCGCCUCCCCCGCCACAGCGCCCUGAAGCCCCCAUCAGCCUGCCUCUGAUCAGCCUGCCCCGCGUGGAGAGUCCACUCGAAAAGCUCCAGGGCUACCAUAUUCUGAGAUCACAUGACCAUCAGCCAACCCUGCCCCCCGCCCCACCCGAUGUGCUCCUCCCCUCAAGACGUUGCCUCACCAGCUCAGUCUAGACCUGCCCCGUGAAAUCCCCCUGCCCUGCCCCGCCCACCCUGAAGGACGAAAACCUCUGAGGCGAGUCAAAUCCACGCAGGUGUGAGGCUUCACUAAUCACAGAGGACAAAGCCUGGAGCCAACGGGGAAACAAAGACCUGUCGUCCUCUCCCUGCGAUGCUCUGUUUUGUCCUUCAAGAUGGCCGCCCUUUUCUCUUGGGUGUAAAAGAUCCAUGAAAAGACUCUUUAAGCCCAGAGCUGUUAAAGCAAUACUGUGUCCUGUUUCCUUGCGGUUUUCCACAAAGAUUCAACGGUGACUCUAAAGACUGUUGGCUGGUGAUGACUUGAUAUUUC